Messenger RNA from Echinococcus granulosus, 444 nucleotides. RefSeq names its product 60S ribosomal protein L34. Gene Ontology annotation, biological process: translation. Gene Ontology annotation, cellular component: ribosome. The coding region runs from base 1 to 444 and encodes 147 amino acids. The transcript has 2 exons. Gene Ontology annotation, molecular function: structural constituent of ribosome. Lineage: Eukaryota; Metazoa; Platyhelminthes; Cestoda; Cyclophyllidea; Taeniidae. The record is from RefSeq and is a predicted model, not a curated record.
AUGCAGAGGCUGACACUCAGGCGUCGGUUGUCAUACAACACUAACUCCAAUAGGAGAAAAAAGGUCAAGACUCCUGGCGGUAAGUUGGUGUACAUUUAUCAGAAGAAGCUUGGCACCUUCCCGAAAUGCGGUGACUGCAAAUGCAAGCUUGCUGGAAUUAAGCCUUCCCGUCCUAUGACUCGAUCCCGCAUGUCUAAACGACUGAAGACUGUUACCCGCUCCUACGGUGGUAGUAGAUGCCAUGCCUGUGUUCGUUCAAGAAUUCUUCGUGCUUUCCUCAUGGAGGAACAGAAGGUUUUGAAGCAAAUUUUGAAGGAGAAGAGGAAGGACCGGAUUAAACAGGCCAUCGAGAAGCGCAAGGCUGCUGCCCAAUCCGGAAAGAAAGCUGCAGCCAAGGCUGAGAAGCAGGCUGCUGCUCCCCCCAGCGGUAAAUCCAAGAAGUAA